CCAAGCCUUAAUCCCUCUGAAACAUCCCGCCGAACUAAUUCUAGCGGAGAUUACUGCCCAGCGUGAACGAUUUAAGCAAGAACGGGGAGAACAAUUGACUGCUCUCCAACAACUGAAACAACAACUUAACCAUAUUUUUCACUUGACUCAAUCGCUUCAAACUAGUCCUUUACCUAGUGAAAAGGCUAAAAUUAUUGAGCGGAUGAAACAACUCAACAAGUCUAAUAUGCAAGUAGAAAAGGAUUUUGAAAAGAAGAAUCUAAUCUUUCCGCCCGAAGGAGGAACUCUUUAUGCUUGUAAUUAUUUCAUUAAUGGAUACUCCAUAAAAAGAUUGAUAAUUAGCAAUCAUUAUAAGCAAAAGCACUCUGACUAUAUGGACGAUGAAAAGAUUAUAAAAUUCAUCACCAAGUACUUAGAUGGAGAAAACUUUUAUGAUGAAUUUUUCACUUUAGAACCCAUUUUUUACAAAGAUAAAAAAUACAAACUGAUUUGGUUAUUACAUGAAGAAAUACCUGAUUUUUUAGGCAUUCCCAAUUAUCCACGUUCUAAUAUUGUUUUACCCCAAGAUGCUAGUCCCUUAGAGAGGAGUAAGUAUUCUCUUUGCAAAAGAGUAUUGUUCUAUAAGCAAAAGAAUAACUUACCAAUAGAAGACUUGGCUCAACAAAUCAAUUUAACUAUUCCUGAAGUAGAGGAUAUUCUAUUUGCUCGUAUCAAUCGGUUUACUUUGGAUC
Racocetra fulgida is the source of this 731-nucleotide messenger RNA. The record is from the annotation of a GenBank genome assembly. NCBI's taxonomy places the organism in Eukaryota, Fungi, Glomeromycota, Glomeromycetes, Diversisporales, Gigasporaceae.